Messenger RNA from Zootermopsis nevadensis, 3393 nucleotides. NCBI's taxonomy places the organism in Eukaryota, Metazoa, Arthropoda, Insecta, Blattodea, Termopsidae. The record is from RefSeq and is a predicted model, not a curated record.
GUAUUGAUUUUUAAGAUUUGAUUCCGGCGUAUGGCACGAAUAGCUGGAAGAAAAUGGCUCCGUAUAUGUAUGAAUUGUGUAUUGUGAGAGGGAUGGCACAAUAUUACGGAUUUAUGCUGAAACUGUUAAAUACAUAUUUGAUUUGUGAUUUAUAUUAAUAUUACAUAUGUUCAAGGUAUUUUUGCAUUUUAGCUCUCCUGAACCAUAGAAGGCUGAUUGAUGUUGGUGACCUCAGGUUUUUUGUUAAUGACCCAAACUGCAAGAUCGACAGGCAACAUAUGCGAGAAACUGCACUUACAAUAUCUUUAUGUAUAAUUUUUGUUGCACAUACCAGCAACAAUUAAGUUUUAGUUGUUUCAGUAUAUUCUUUUAGAAUUUUUGUUACGCCAGCAACAAAUAAGUUCAUCACUCUUACAUGUUAUGAUGGGGGACCAUGAUAACCCACAGAAGAAACGAUCCAUCGAUGAAAUUAUUGAACAUAUGACUGCAGAUAUACAAACUAGUGAUGGCCAGUAUAUACCGUUGGGAUUUACACCACCACCUGCACAUGCCACAGUGCCACAUGGUUGGUCAGAAUAUGCAAUGCCUGUAAGUGAAAGUAACGAUAAUCAUUCCUUUUCUCCUCACACACCAAUGACAAUGAAUUCAGGAGAAAAUAACAUAUUUCUUAAUGAUGUUUCUGGUGUCCAUUAUGAGAUUAAUACUUCCCAUUUGCCUAAACUGGGCAGUGAAAUUCCUCAACAUCAUAGUUUCUACUACGCAACAGCUCCAAGGCAGCAGCAAUUGAACACAAUGGGAGAGAAUCAUGAAAUAAUUGGAACUAUGGUUGAUGGUGGAGGGAACAUUGUUAAUGUUGUGUAUAGUGGUUCCAAUAUGUCACGACAGCCAUACCAUGUGAUGGCCCAUGAUAACAGAGAACCUAUGAAGCAUCCAAUAGGAGGAUUUAUACCUUACCAAAGUGGUAAUCUUGGCAAUUCUUCCAACCACUUGAGGGAUUAUGGGCUUUUCAAUAGUAGUGAUGUACAACAACAGUCCCCGCAGAGUUGUAGGCACCAACCACAACACUUCCAAGGAACUGUAAGUAAUCGAGCACAGUUGAUUGAAAACCUGGUUGGAAAUUGGGUACCAAAUCAGAGUGGCACGUAUAGUCCAUUUGGAUGUAUGGAUAGUGGUGUUAGACCAGUACCAUCAACAAACCAGCAGGGAAUCCAGACAGUUCGAGUACCUUCUGAUGCAGAAAUGGAAUAUAAAGGGGUUGGACGCAGUGUUCGAAAGGCAAGGAUAGUUGCAGAAGUACGUCCUAUGAGACCAACUUAUUCUGAUGUCCUUGCAAAGUCAGCACCUACAACAUUACCAGCAGUUAAACCUACUUCUAAUAAUACAAAUGCAGCCAGUAACAAAUCUGAGUUUACAAAUCCUGCAAAAUCCAAAGUUUGUGCUUCGAAAGGUGGUAAUGGCAAAAAGAACAGUAAAAGUGGCAUAUUGAAAAGGCAGCAUUCUUCUGGCAGUGAUGAGCAUAAUACUAAUGGAAAUUUAAAUACCAGCAAAUUGAUUCAGAAUCCAGUCCUAGUCCAAAAAUCUGUGGGUAAUGUCUUGAAGCAUUACAAUUCUGGUAUUGGGUUCAAUUCUCUUCCACGAAAAUGGGUUUCAUUAGAUGAUUUGGAUAGUGAUAAGCAAAUUACAGGAGAAUUAGGUGAAGAAAUGUUUCAGUCAGAAGAUGUAGUAGCAUCAAGAAACCUGCAAAGUGGAUCACGGAAUGCUGUUGGUGAAGGCGGCAACAAGAAAUCUAUUGCAGUGCCUAAUUUGAAAUCUAAGUGUGGACAGCAGGAUGACUCUCUAGGAACUACACUGAACAACCACAAGCCACCAGCAUGCACCCCAGGUGGCAAAGGCCCAGGUGGGUUAGGUGGUGUAACAACUAAACGUCCACCUAUUCAUAUCAAUAACAAUCUUGGCACAUCCACUUGGGGUGGUGCUGGAACUGCUGCAGGAGGAACAGGAGUUGGCAGCAUUGGAACAGAAGAAAAGAAUAUUCUUAAAGGAAGUGGUGGAGCUAGGAUUUGUAGAAACUGUCCGGAUGAUAAGAAAGGCAAAAGUGAUGUGAAAACUGGAUCAGCUGGGACAGGUUCUGCAAGGUCAGGGUCAGCUCGAAGUAGUUCCACAUCGGGUACCCACAGUUCAGGAAGCUCCGAGAAACCUGCUCUCAGCAAGAGGCGAGGAAAGAAAAAGGAGUGUCAUUCCCCCUUAGCACUGUUUUUUCAUCCUGUGAAGCGUCAUGUGACGCAUUGGGGUCAGAUAGCUGUACAGAUAAUCUUCUGGUUCUUCCAUCUGCUCUCAGAUGUCCUUAGUAUGAGUGUUCGUCUGUUUGCACAUCUGUGUGCAUUUAUCUAUGAUUGGUUGUGUACAUGGACAGUCCACUCGUGGAAGAAGCUAAGUGGCGCGGUGCUGCACUUGAAAGUCUUUGAAGUACUGCAAUUUCGUGCUGGCUGGUGGAAUUUGUGGAGAAGGAAGGAAAAGUCUUCCACUGGAGGACAGACGUCGUCAGGCAGUGGGGAUGGAGUCAAUUUUAAGAAUGGCUUUCCCUGUGGGUUGGAGAAUAAUAUUUCUCUCCCCUCCACUGGUGAUGAGGCGAUGAGGAGGCUUCUGGCAUGCAAGGGGAAAGAUCCUUACAGCAUUCUGGGGGUAACUCUUCACUGCACAGAUGACGAUAUAAAGAAGUACUAUAAACGUCAGGCAGUCCUGGUUCAUCCAGACAAAAACAAUCAGCCAGGUGCUGAAGAAGCAUUCAAGAUACUUGUCCAUGCUUUUGAACUCAUUGGAGAACCUGAACGACGUACGGCUUACGACAGGAGAGUGGCAGAAACACAGCAAGUGGAACAAGCCUGGAGUGAAUUGAGUGACUUAUUGUCACAACUUCAUAAAAAAAUGGAGUAUGCAGCUAAUACCAUCAGGUGCACAAACUGCGGUAAACGUCACCGUCGCAUUCAUGUGAAUCGGCCUUGCUAUGCAGCCAGGUUCUGUGCACAGUGCAAGAUCCACCAUAAUGCUAAAGAGGGUGAUAUUUGGGCCGAGAGCUCGAUAUUUGGCUUCUUAUGGCACUACUAUGCCUGUAUGGAUGGUGGAGUAUAUGACAUUACUGAAUGGGCCGCUUGCCAGGCCGAUAACUUGCGCCAUUUACGUGCCAACACUCACAUUGUGCAGUAUCGCAUAGUCCUGGGGAAACAGACGCAACAGCAAUCUCAUGGAAGGCAUCAUAGUAACAGGACUGAACCUGAUUUGGAAGACUUUCUCAAUAACCUUUACAGCCAGUCAGGUGGAAGUGGAGUAGGCACUGCAGAAGGAGGAUACUCCGAUCAGGGACGAAAUCGUAGGAAAGGCAAACGCAAAAAGUGA